AUGAAGGUUCAAUCAGAUACAGAGUACAGUGGGGGUCGCUUCCGGCUGGAUUCCAGCUCCCCAGGCCCCCCUCACUUGCUGUCCUUCCCUGAUGUCUGCAGCCUGGUGCAACACUACGUUGGCUCAGGCCAGACACAACAGGGCAAGAGAGUGGAGUCAGAGGGCCCUUCAAAACCUAAUGCCAAACCCAGCCCUUCGCAGCCCUCAGCGAAGGACAAUGCAGUACUGCUCAAGCUGAUGCGUCCCCUGCCACAGGCCUUCCCCUCUCUCCAGCACCUCACACACCUCACCAUCAACUGCCAAAUCGACUGCAUUGACCAGCUGCCCCUGCCACGCCCACUGGUGCACUACCUGCAGGACUACCCUUUCCAGGUAUGA
This is a messenger RNA of Oncorhynchus kisutch (coho salmon), 378 nucleotides long. Its product is annotated as cytokine-inducible SH2-containing protein-like. The record is from RefSeq and is a predicted model, not a curated record. Bases 1 to 378 code for a protein of 125 amino acids. Gene Ontology annotation, biological process: phosphatidylinositol phosphate biosynthetic process; intracellular signal transduction. Gene Ontology annotation, molecular function: 1-phosphatidylinositol-3-kinase regulator activity. Lineage: Eukaryota; Metazoa; Chordata; Actinopteri; Salmoniformes; Salmonidae. The transcript has 2 exons. Gene Ontology annotation, cellular component: phosphatidylinositol 3-kinase complex.